CCUGUCUCCCUGCUGCCAGCAGAUGGGGUCGGUCGGUCCCUGCGCCUCUUCUUCUGCUCCCAUCCCGGCCUGCCUCCUGCGGCCGCCUUUUCCUGCCCGCCUCCUGCCUUCCUUCCUCCUCCCUUUAAAGAUGGACCCGCAGCGCCUCUAACAAAGACCGCCAGCGCGGGCCACUCUCCGGGCUGCCGCCCCGCUGCUCCGCUCGGCUCGGGUUUGCAAAUUUGGGGAGCCGGGGAGGUCCCCCCUCUGUCUGUCCCCCGGGAGGGGGGGGAUCCCCUGCCGCUUUGAUCUGCCGCUCUGCCCCCCAUGCCUUGCUGAGAAAGCGGCGCAGCCCACCCAGGGGGGGCGGGUGGGGGGGAAGGAGGAGGAAGGACCCCCCUCCGCCAGAUGGGCGCCCCCACCUUCCCCCCCGCUGCAGGAGAGGGGGGUGCAUGCCGGUAGGGUGAGUUGGGGGGGCUAGCACGUUUUAGGAACCCCCCGCGCAGCUCCCCAGGGGUUAAAGCACCCCCCCAGCUUACUUUAAGGAACUCCUUUCCUUCCUGAGACCCCUCCCCACAAAUAUUUGCACCUGAUCUUUUUACCUCGGUAGAUUGCAUCCUCUCCCCCGGUCAAUAGGCACGUUUCUUGGGGGGGGGGGGUUGCCCAAGACUUGAACAAGCCUCCCCGAAUCUUAAAAAGGAGUUUGGAUACCUCAGAGUUAGCUCUCUCCCCCCACACCACAAACCACUUUGUCCCAUAAAGCCCCCCCCCCCCCCCCCGUAGCUUUGCAGAGAAACUUUCUCCAAAGGGAUUUCUGUCCUCAUAAUAAGAAAUCUUGAAGCUCACAUCUCAACAUUCACUUUUUGUCAUCCUUGUAGAGGUGGUCUCAGUAGUCUUAGGUGAAGUUCUCCUGCCUUUUUGGAAACCGGCUAAAAGUGCUGCAGUUCUUGAGACUUCCAUUUAGUAGAGUUUCCCCCACCCCCCCUCGCCCAUUAUUUCUGUGGUGUGCCCCCGAAUCCCCCCUUCCUAGAAAGGCAAUAGACACCCCCCCUUCCUUGAUCCUUUGAAGUGCACUUGCAGAAUUUGCUACUGCUUCCCCCCAAAAAGGGGGCUCAACUUCAGUUAGUUUCUCCUUGUUUAUGUUUUAGGAGGUCCGCAAAUUUUCAGCUGAGUAGCAUGGGAAAAGCUGGGUCCCCAUGACAUUUCUACAGAGUCCAGCCUUUUGUAUUAGAGCCUAAAAUCAAUUGUAGGUUUCUCAGUCACACUUGAAAUCGGAGCGCCCCUUUGCCUUCUUUUAAAUACUUCUCAAAUAAUCCUAGGCCCAGGGUUUCUUGAUUUAAACGGCGGCCGUUUCCCCAGCCGUCCCUCCUGCAACAUUUUCAAUAUCUUUUGCCUCCCCCAAAUCUGUUUUGGAAUCGAUCUCCCACAAAUUAUCCCUAGACCGGCCCAUUAAUUCACAGCAUCUUUUAAAUGUGGAUUGGUUAGCUAUUUUUCCCCGUAGCGCCUCUGUUUUUAUCAGGUGUCUCCUCCGAAGUUGUGGUUCGGAGGGGCCCGGUAUUUAGCCUUUGGCGAGUCCUCCUCAGCUUCACACCCGCAAAAUUCUCCUACUCGAGUCCUCCCUUUAUUCAUUACCCGCAUCUUCGUUUGAAGACCACUUCACACAUUCAGUUCCUCUCCUUGCAUCCUGAAAUCAUUAUUCGGUUCACCCUCAAAUUUGUCCAAUGGCUUUCCCGGACCCCAACCACCCCCUGCAAACCCAGCUUUGUAGCAAUGUUUUUGGGGCGCUGACUGGGUUAAUACAACCCCCUCUAGCUGCUGGGCUAGGUGGGGGGCAGAAGUUCUAUUGCAAUAAUGGGGUACAGAUAGCUUCCCCCCAGCAGCAGCCAACAGUCCCUAGUGCCGCGGUGAUGGUGGAACCCGAACCGGACCGGCCAAUCGGUUACGGAGCCUUUGGUGUGGUUUGGUCGGUCACUGAUCCCCGAGACGGGUCACGAGUUGCACUCAAAAAGAUGCCCAAUGUUUUCCAGAACCUGGUCUCUUGCAAACGGGUCUUCAGGGAGCUGAAAAUGCUCUGCUACUUCAAGCACGACAACGUCCUUUCAGCGCUGGACAUUCUCCAACCUCCGCAAAUUGACUGUUUUGAGGAGAUCUACGUCAUCACAGAGCUGAUGCAAAGUGACCUUCACAAAGUCAUUGUGUCUCCGCAACCCCUCAGUGCUGAUCACAUCAAGGUUUUUCUCUAUCAAAUCCUCAGGGGCCUGAAAUAUUUGCACUCUGCUGGUGUUCUUCACCGGGACAUCAAACCUGGGAACUUGCUGGUCAACAGCAACUGUGUCCUCAAGAUAUGUGACUUUGGUUUGGCCCGGGUGGAGGAGCCGGAUGAAUCCCAGCACAUGACUCAAGAGGUGGUAACUCAGUAUUACCGGGCUCCUGAGAUCCUGAUGGGUACCAGGCACUACGGGCGUCCGAUUGACAUUUGGUCCGUGGGCUGCAUCUUUGCUGAGCUCCUAGGCAGGCGAAUCCUCUUCCAGGCCCAGAGUCCCAUUCAGCAGCUGGAUCUGAUUACAGAUCUCCUGGGGACUCCUCCGGUGGCUGCCCUCCAUUCAGCCUGUGAGGGGGCCCGCGCUCACAUACUGCGUGGGAAUCACAAGCCACCGUCGCUGUCUGUCCUUUACAUGCUCUCAGGAGAAGCAACCCACGAAGCCAUCCACCUGCUUUGCCGGAUGUUGGUGUUUGACCCGGCCAAAAGGAUCUCUGCCAAGGACGCGCUCUCUCACCCCUAUUUGGACGAGGGGAGGCUGCGCUACCACACGUGCAUGUGUACCUGCUGCUUUUCCAUCUCCUCAGGCCGUGUCUACACCAGUGACUUUGAGCCCCGGGCGGACCCCCAAUUCGAUGGUUCUUAUGAGAAGAAUCUCACGUCGGUGUGGCAGGUCAAAGAACUGGUGCACAGGUUCAUCUUGGACCAACAGCGGGGUAAGCGCAUCCCCCUCUGUAUCAACCCCCAGUCGGCUGCCUUCAAAACCUUCAUCCGCUCUACAGCGUGGCAUUCCUCCAAAGUGUCCAAAAAGGAGGAGAGAUGAAGGUGUUCGUCGAACGGGGCGAAGAGAUAAAAAGGGAAAGGAAAAGAAAACGGAGGGAAGAAAUGUGAACAAGAUGGCUUUCCCACUGGACGCUGAGGGGAAGAAGAAGAAAAGUGAACACUCUUCUUAAUCCUGCACUCUUGAAUAUUUUGACUCAUGGACAAACGUUUGGGGUGGGGGGGAGAGUGUCUGUCUUUUUUUAUUAUUAUUUGGGGCCGUGGGGGGGCGGGGAAAGGGUGUUUUGUUUUGCCUUGAUUGAUGUCUUUCCCCUCUCUACCUUUACAGUUCUGCACUGGAAGACCUAAUAGGUUGUAGUUUCCCCCUUGUGCCGGCCCCUUCCCACCUUCAGAAUAUCUGCACUGUUGCCUGAUACCCCUCUCUGCACCCACCCCUCACCAGUGAAUCCUUCACCAUGUGAUCUAACCUGUAGGGCUGGGACUGGGGUGGGGGUUGGAGAUUCCUUUGCCUGAAAUAUACUUUGCCUGUUUAUUUUUGCUCCUGGUUUCACAAUCUCACCCUACGCCUUGUUUACUUCGUCUUUAGGAUCCUCUCAUCUACCGUUGACUCACCUGGCCGUACUUGCCCUCCUCUUCCCAAGGGCCUCUUGAAAUAAGUAGAGAUGUUCCUUUCCCGCAGACCUUAAAAAAACACUUUGGAUAAACUUAUUUUCCCGGUUACGAAGUGUAGGUAUUCUUCAGUAAUCUCAGUCUGCUGUUCACACGGAGUCUUCUUUCACUGCUAAAGAGAGACUUCCGGCCUAACUAAAUGUUACGUGCAAGCACAUGUAGCAAAAAACCCAAAGGCCUUUUUUUUAAAAAAAGAGAGGCUGAUUCCGCAUGGGCCCAAAACAGCGUUGUGAAAACGGUGUGAAAGCGGUAUAAACCCCUUUACACCGGUUUAAAGCCUUUUACACCGUUUUCACACCGUUUUCACAUUGCUGUUUUUGGCCCAUGCGGAAUCAGCCAGAGAGAAAAGUAAGGAGGUUUCCCAACCCACCGAUCUUCUGCUUUCCAUGCUGUUUCCCGGACACACCGUUUUCUCCCCCAAGGUUUCCAAAUACUUGUUUACCUUGGCUGGCUUGCAGUUUGAAACGGUGGACAAGACGGAGUAAUAAAGCAUGCUGCACAAUUGAACGCCGAGGAGCAGUAAGUGGGGAAAGAGUUGACCACCUCGUUCCACACGUUCCCGUGCUCCAAAUUUAUCUGACCCAUUGGGCUUUUAAAAAUGAUCAGAAGUGUCUACGCAAGCUACGCAGUGUGAAAGUCAUGCUGUUAAUUUUUGUGGAGAAUCUAGGUGAUGCUGUUGCUAAUCUGUUAGCAGUUCUGUGGUGUUUUCCUCUCCCCGCCGCCAAUAAAGUAUCCACCUGAUCCUUUGUUGGCAAGCACAACACCAUUAAACCUUUGCAAGGGCUACCAUCUCUUUAAAGUUUCCUUCUACGUUCCUUUGUUGAUUCUUCCUUAAAGCUUAAUUCCUAUCCAUUGACAGUGGCUAAAGCAUUCUUGAAUUAGGAUCCUUAAUCAGCCACUGGUUAGGGUGGGGCAGACACACUUUAAUGUCUGCUAAAUUUCACAAAGAGAAACUUUGUGGCCAUAGCAAUUGUCCAUUCAAUAUUACCCCUUUUGGUUUGUGGCAUUACUCCCACAACCGUGCUGUCUAAAUGAUUGACCUUGAGGAGAAAAAGUAGUCAUGAAUUGACUGCCCGUGACUGUGAAACGCUGCCAUGCAAAGGAGUAGAAUUAUUAUGGGAUAGUUGCACAAAGUAAGCCUAAUUGGAGCAUGCUUCUAAAUAAAUAUACAGUGGAAUUUUGCCCCUCAGUACAGCCACUGUGGAAUUUUUGUUAGGAAUGCAACUGGUUAUGGGAAACGAAAGGUUAAGCUGCGUAAAGGGUCUUAGUGUGAAAACAGCUGGGAUUUAGUUGCACACAUUUUACAUGUUGUGUUUAGUUCAGCCGGUACCUUAGCAAUGGAGGACUGAGAAUUUCCCUUCCCUCUCUUCUGUCCCUACCCCAAUUUACAGCCAGAUAAACCUCUCCCAUUCUUUCUUGCUCCCCUCCCCCCUUUUAUAAUCUAUUCCUUUAUUGUUUUUACGCCCCUUCGAGAAUCUACCUCUUUUUCCCUUGUGUUUUUUGUGUACACUUUUUGGGUGUGUGUUUUCUCGGUGGCUUUGUGUGGGUUUUUUGUUUUGUUUUGUUUUUAAUUUCGUUUCGGGAUGGUGGGUAUUUUCAUUUUGUCUCGAUUCCUUUAUUUAUGAUCCCAGCAGUGUUCAUAACCUCGUUUGAAUCCCGAGUGUGUGUAUAUAUGCAUAUAUAAAUAUAUAUAUAUAUAUAUAUAUUUCCCCCUUUCCCUACGCAAAGGGAAAAAAAACCUGGAAACUUGAACUGUCUUGGCUGUAAUAGUUUUCGACCCCUAAUUUAAUUGUUCUCCACGGUAGCGGAAUUAAAUUUAUGCUGUGUAUUUUC
Messenger RNA from Sphaerodactylus townsendi, 5521 nucleotides. Its product is annotated as serine/threonine-protein kinase NLK2-like. The record is from RefSeq and is a predicted model, not a curated record. Lineage: Eukaryota; Metazoa; Chordata; Lepidosauria; Squamata; Sphaerodactylidae. Gene Ontology annotation, molecular function: ATP binding; MAP kinase activity. The transcript is spliced from 11 exons. Gene Ontology annotation, biological process: intracellular signal transduction; protein phosphorylation. Gene Ontology annotation, cellular component: cytoplasm; nucleus. Bases 1701 to 3062 code for a protein of 453 amino acids.